CACUACUCCAGCGUCGUCGACCGAUGCCGCAGGUGGGUGAAAGUGCAGCGCCGUCGCCUUGAGGGCCUCAGCACCCGCUUCCAGCGUCGCUCGAUACAGCUGCCAGUUAUUGUUGAAUGUUUCCGCGAUGACUCUUCCAUCACCAUCGUUGUAGCCUCUAAUUGUUUGACUCACUUGAAGGAGUUUUCAAUAUUUAUUUCUGAUGUAGCAGUUGGAGCUGUAAGAUGCUUCACUGAAUUAGACAGCCACGACCCUGUCAAAGUGACCAAAACCGUGGCGUGCAUUUGGUGGACACCAUAUAAUAACAUCAUUUUACAGAAAAAAUAAGAAGGAUGGCUGAUUGAGAAAGUAAACACCGGACUAGUAUAUAUAGAGACCAAUUACCUGUAUGUGCUCAUUAACCAAAGCAGAAAUUGUGACACAAUAUAGCACACACUAUGUACUAUUACUACAAGACCCCCAUUGAUAGAGUCCCUAUGCUUCUGCUGCUACUCUUCAGUUCCACAGUUGCGCUGCAAUUCCAAACCAAGACGAUGACUCUGCCAGGACCCAACUGCCUGAAGCGUUGCGGCGAUGUGGACAUUUCAUAUCCAUUUGGGAUUGGUGCUGGCUGUGCAAUGGAAGGAUUUGAGCUCAGUUGCAGCAAGACGGAUGCCCACAGCAUCUUGAAAUUCUCUGGAGAAAUUCCGGUGCAGACUAUAUUGUUGUCCGAAGGUCAGGUUCGGAUCAUGAAACACAUCUCAACCAUGUCCUACAACCCGUCGAGCAAGGAGAUCGACCAGGAUAUAUGGGGCAGGAAUCUCUCCGCCACUCCAUUUCUCUAUUCAGGGAAGUCUAACAUGUUUACGGUUAUCGGUGUCAACACUCUUGCAUACAUGACGGACAAUGUUGUGACAUGUGAUUAUUGGGUGUGUCUCGGUCCUCGCCCUACAACAAUCUCAUGGCACAAGAUGGGAUCUGCCGAGGUGCCGGCUGCUGCCGAGUUGGACUCACUGAGGACAUGUCCAACGACGUUCAACACAACAUAUCUAAACACCACGGCUUUUUUCGAUGAGCAUGCUGGCCGUGUCCCAGUGAUCUUGAACUGGGCAGUGGGUAAUGAGACGUGUGAUAUCGCGAGGAAGAAAAAUGGUUCAUAUGCUUGCCUCAGCACUAGCAGCAUGUGCGUUGAUUCCAGCAGAGGCUCAGGUUACCUCUGUAACUGCAUCAAAGGAUACGAGGGUAAUCCUUAUCUUCCUCAUGGAUGCCAAGAUAUCGAUGAGUGUGCUACCAACAAACCUCCAUGCGCCGGCUGCAUCAACAUACCUGGAAGUUUCUAUUGUCCAUCUCCAAGAUCCUUGAAUGUCGUCGCACUAGCUGUGGGUUCAAGUAUUGGGGCUGCAACUGUGGUCAUAGCCAUCACCUGCACGUACUUGUUCCAUGAAAGGAAGAAGUUGGCCAAGAUCAAGCAGAAGUAUUUCCAACAGCAUGGUGGGAUGCUUCUGCUGCAGGAGAUAAGCUUAAAGCAAGGAAUUGCUUUCUCCCUCUUCACUGAAGCAGAGCUCAUUGAGGCAACAGAUAAGUUCGACAACAAGAAUAUCCUCGGCCGUGGUGGCCAUGGCACAGUCUACAAGGGCACACUCAAGGAAGGCAGUCUGAUCGCAGUCAAACGGUGUGUAUCCAUGACCAGCGAGCAGCAAAAGCAGGAGUUUGGCAAAGAGAUGAUCAUCCUAUCCCAGAUUAACCACAGGAACAUCGUUAAGCUACUGGGCUGCUGUCUUGAAGUAGAGGUUCCAAUGCUGGUCUAUGAGUUCGUCCCCAAUGGGACACUGUUUCAGCUCAUCCAUGGUGACAAUGGCUGCCAUAACAUCCCCUUCUCGACUCGGUUGCGCAUUGCCCUUGAGUCUGCUCUAGCCUUAGCUUACCUGCAUUCAUGGGCUUCGCCUCCAAUCCUUCACGGUGAUGUCAAAUCAUCGAAUAUACUCCUUGAUGAGAACUAUUCAGCUAAGGUAUCAGACUUUGGGGCCUCCAUACUGGCACCGACUGAUGAAUCUCAGUUUGUCACACUUGUGCAAGGGACUUGUGGGUACCUAGACCCUGAGUAUAUGCAGACGUGCCAGCUGACAGAUAAGAGCGAUGUCUACAGUUUCGGCGUCGUUCUCUUGGAGCUUCUCACCGGCAAGAAGGCGUUCAACCUUGAAGGGCCUGAAAAUGAGAGGAGCCUUGCACUACGCUUCUUAUGCGCAGUGAAGGAGGGCAGACUCAUGGACAUCAUUGACAGCCGCAUCAAGAAUGUGAACGACAUCGGGCUGCUGGAGGAGGUCGCGGAGCUUUCGAGGCAGUGCCUGGAGAUGGUCGGCGAGAGGCGGCCGGCAAUGAGAGAUGUCGCCGAGAAGCUGGACAGGCUGAGCAAGGUCAUGCAGCACCCGUGGGUGCCUGCGCAACAUAACCCUGAAGAGAUGGAGAGCCUGGUUGGGGAAUCGUCUGUGGCCAGCUUGGAGAUGAUCGGCUCUGGUAAUUUCAGCAUGGAGAAGAGGAUCGUGCAAGGGCUUCUGGAGUCCGGGCGUUAAAUUUGGCCCCAUCAAGCAGUCAUGGCGAUCACAGAUACAGAUAGUAUGUAAGCAUGUUGCUUUGGGAGAAGUCAGUUGUGCGAUUCGCUUGAAUUCCACUGACGAUGUAUCAUGUAUCAGUAUAUGUUUGCGUUAUAGAAUUGACUGCUGUCAUUUUUUGUGUUUCUAGAAGAACAUUUCCUCUUUUUUGGC
Messenger RNA from Panicum virgatum (switchgrass), 2741 nucleotides. RefSeq names its product wall-associated receptor kinase 5-like. Gene Ontology annotation, cellular component: plasma membrane. Gene Ontology annotation, molecular function: protein serine/threonine kinase activity; ATP binding; polysaccharide binding. Gene Ontology annotation, biological process: cell surface receptor signaling pathway; protein phosphorylation. The transcript is spliced from 5 exons. The record is from RefSeq and is a predicted model, not a curated record. NCBI's taxonomy places the organism in Eukaryota, Viridiplantae, Streptophyta, Magnoliopsida, Poales, Poaceae. The coding region runs from base 438 to 2549 and encodes 703 amino acids.